This is a messenger RNA of Rhagoletis zephyria (snowberry fruit fly), 1084 nucleotides long. RefSeq names its product leucine-rich repeat-containing G-protein coupled receptor 4-like. The record is from RefSeq and is a predicted model, not a curated record. NCBI's taxonomy places the organism in Eukaryota, Metazoa, Arthropoda, Insecta, Diptera, Tephritidae. Gene Ontology annotation, molecular function: protein binding.
GUAUUCUUAUUCUAAAGAUAUUACCUAUCUUUGUUUAGGCAAUAUCAUACUCGUGCAUAUGUUAUUUAUGCAAAUGGGAAAGUGUGAACCGCCGAAAAUCUGUCCUAUUUACUGCAUUUGUAAUUUAAGGAAUAAUCUUAACCACGCCGAUUGCAGCUCAAAAUAUCUAAUAAGUGCAAAUACUGCUGUACCAUACCAAGUCGAGUCCUUGGAUUUAAGCUACAAUGAUAUUACCGUACUGGACAAUGCCAGCUUUCAGGGUUAUGUUCACCUCAAAAACCUAACGCUAGGGCACAAUGCCAUACACACCAUUUUCUUAGACACGUUUGUACCAUUGAAGCGCAUACGCGCUAUAGACCUCUCCUAUAAUCGUCUGGAGUUCAUCGAUCCGCGGAUUUUCGAGUCAAAUCGUAAGAUAGACACCCUCAACUUGGAGGGCAAUAAGUUUUUCUCAUUGGCCAAUGAACCAUUCUUACGUAGCAAAUCACUGCAGACACUCAAUUUGGCUAGUGCGCAGAUUAACGUACUUUUACCGGUACACUACCGUGCACUGCCACAAUUGCAAGCUAUCGAUUUGACGCGUAAUCACAUCAUAACGAUCGAUAAGUUUGCCACACAAGCGCCAAAACAGUUACGAACGCUAAACUUAGAAGAAAAUAAUUUGAACUGGCACAAUGCCAUACACACCAUUUUCUUAGACACGUUUGUACCAUUGAAGCGCAUACGCGCUAUAGACCUCUCCUAUAAUCGUCUGGAGUUCAUCGAUCCGCGGAUUUUCGAGUCAAAUCGUAAGAUAGACACCCUCAACUUGGAGGGCAAUAAUUUUUUCUCAUUGGCCAAUGAACCAUUCUUACGUAGCAAAUCACUGCAGACACUCAGUUUGGCUAGUGCGCAGAUUAACGUACUUUUACCGGUACACUACCGUGCACUGCCACGAUUGCAAGCUAUCGAUUUGACGCGUAAUCACAUCAUAACGAUCGAUAAGUUUGCCACACAAACGCCAAAACAGUUACGAACGCUAAACUUAGAAGAAAAUAAUUUGAACUGUGAUAAAACUCUUCGCACAGCCAUUGAUCAAUUGAAG